Messenger RNA from Amoebophrya sp. A25, 902 nucleotides. The record is from the annotation of a GenBank genome assembly. NCBI's taxonomy places the organism in Eukaryota, Dinophyceae, Syndiniales, Amoebophryaceae.
CUGCUGGCAGUGGCGGAGGUAGUAGUGGUUCCCGUAGUCGAGGGAUUCUUGGAAGAGAUGAUGAUCUUGCUGAGAGUGACAAAAACAUUGCUGUUACGACAACGACAUCUAUACAACGAGAUACCCAUGGAGGAUCGAGAUCAACUAGUACAAGAAAGCAGACUAAGCGUACAAAGGAAUCUAGUAGCCGAGCGGAAAGUCCUCCCGGCGAUGGUGUUACUACAAAACAAGAUGGAGAUUUUGAUUUUUCCGGGGGAGACUCAGGGUCCCCAGUAGAAGACGAGGAGAGUCCUUCUUCUUCUUCUUCAGCAACGUCGUUAUAUGACUUAGAAGAUGGCGCUUUUCUCGGUGCUACGUCAGCACAACUAGACAAAGGCACAAAUUACGCAGGUCGUUGUCGUUACAUGAAAAGAUAAGGCGUUUUUGGUAAGUUUGAACGACCGGCAAAACAAAGAGACCCUACCAAAGAUGAAGAUGUAAGGGAUUACUCGGAGCUGUUUUCUGUGACGACAUCUUGGGAGUCGAUUGAGGCGGACUUUGAAUUCUUCAAAACGCGGGUAGAGCUAGUGAAAGACUAUGGCAUUGAGCCGCAUUAUGUAUCGAAAGCUCGACAUGAUAUAGAACGUGCGCACCAAAGGUUUGAUGCAGGAAGAAAUUCUUCAAGAAAAGGCCUGACAACUGGAGGAUCUACAAGGAAGCCAAAGUCUAGCACUGUUAACACAGAUGAGGACACGCAGCAAAAGUACAGUACUCGGAAUACAGCAACAGCAGCAAUCGCUUUGGCAAAAGGCGAUCAGAGAACAAACAAGCCACACGUUGUUCAAGCACCUCCUACCAUGAAAGAAACACAAACGCGGACUCCGAAGACUCCACAACAACAAAGACAUUUCGCUGCAGCCCUC